AUGGAUUCGCUGAGGGAAACCAGGAAACAAACAAUCAAAGCUAAAUCGGCGAAGCGCAAGAACAAAACGCAUAAGUCCCAGAAGCUGUUCAGAAGGAAAUCGUUAAAAUCGCUGGGAAAUUUUAUGAGCAGGAUUGUCAAAACUUUGGGCACUUUGGCACACUUGGGGGACGCGGAUCAGCCGGACGCAGCAGCGGAGGAUGAUGAUGGUGGAUUUGGAGACACGGCGAGUGUCCACAACUCUGGGAACUACAGAGAGAGCUCGGCGAGGAAAAGCUCUUCUUACGGGUCUGUGAAAGAAAGACUGUCCUGGUGUUACGGAGAGAAAACACCGGGAGUUCAGGGUCUGAAGAAUCACGGAAACACCUGUUUUAUGAACGCUGUGGUGCAGUGUCUGAGUAACACAGAACUUCUGGCUGAAUAUCUGGGUCUGGAGCAGUAUAAAUAUGAAUUAAAUGAGCGGAGGAUCAACGGGAUGAUGAAGAGUGAGGAGGUCAGAGGGGAAGUCACGGACAAGCUGGCAUCGUUAGUAAGGGCGCUCUGGACAAACGACUACACGCCUCAGCUGUCGGUGGAUUUUAAGAGUGUUGUGGCCAAGUAUGGCUCUCAGUUUAAAGGAAACGCUCAACAUGAUGCUUUGGAGUUUCUGCUCUGGCUUCUGGAUUGUGUGCAUGAGGACGCUAACCUCUCCACCAACAACAACCAAAGCAGAAAUAGUUCAUCCAGCAAGCCCGGAACUCGACACAGUUUUGUACAGGAGCACUUCCAAGCCCAGUACAGGUCAUCCUUGACAUGCCCGCAUUGCCUUAAACAGAGCAACACUUUUGACCCUUUCCUGUGUAUUUCCCUUCCAAUCCCGCUGCGACAGACCAGGGCCCUGAAUGUGACUCUGGUGUUCAGCACAGAAGGUCAGCGGUUUCUGAGAAUAGGGCUGGCUGUGCCUCUCUUUGGGUCUAUUUCAACCCUCAGGGCCAUGGUAGCAGAGGAGGGCAAGCUCUCUCCAGACCAGGUAAUUUUGACAGAGAUGAACUCGGGUGGGUUCCAGCGCUCUUUCUCUGAUGAAGAUGACAUGACCAGUAUAUCAGAGAGUGAUGUCAUCUACGCCUUCCAGGUUCCCCCUCACUUCACCAGAGGAGGUUCCAUGCGGUUCUCAGAUUUCAAAGGUCACAGGCUACCGCCAUCAGGGACGUUAUCAACAGAAUUCUUGAAUCAUGGGGGCUCUUCAAAAGUCCUUCUCUUAAUCUGCAAUGUUGCUGGCUCUGGCCAACAGGCUACAAGGUUCGGGCCACCAUUUCUGAUGAGAGUAGAAAGAACUCUUUCUUGGGAUCAUCUGCAACAGAGCGUCUGCAAUAAGCUUUACGUUUUUCAAAAAACUGCAAUAAUAAAGGUUAGUACUACUGAACUGUUUAAAGUGCGUGUGGUGGGUGGAUCAGCCUCCUGCAGUUAUCUGUCUCCGCACGACAGCAGACCUCUGUGCCAUCCCACCGUAGACAGAGCCCUCAAGCUAUGUGGUCCAGGUGGUCCUUUGCAUGUGAAGCUCAUAAUUGAAUGGGACAACAAAAUUAAAGAAUGCCUCUUUGGCAAUAUUCAAGAGGAGGUGAUUGAAGAUGCAGAGAGUGUGAGAAUCCAGCAGCAGAAUCAUGUACAACAGCACAGCUGCACACUGGAUGACUGUUUUCAGCUCUACACCAAAGAGGAGCAGCUGGCACCAGACGAUGCAUGGAAGUGCCCCCACUGUAAGCAAAUGCAGCAGGGAAUGGUGAAGAUGAGUUUAUGGACACUGCCCGACAUCCUCAUUCUGCACCUGAAGCGUUUUCGACAGGUGGGCAAACGGCGAAACAAGCUCUCCACCCUCAUUCGCUUUCCUGUAAGUGCUCUGGAUAUGACCCCCCAUGUGGUGAAACGCAGUCAAAGCAUGAAGAAUCUGGCCCCGUUGCCUUCAACUUGGAAGCAUGGAGAAACUGACUUUCUUUAUGACUUGUAUGCAGUUUGCAACCACCACGGAGGCAUGCAUGGAGGCCAUUACACAGCCUAUUGCAGGAACUCCGUGGACGGCCACUGGUACAGUUAUGAUGACAGCAGUGUGGAGAUUGUGCCAGAGGAGGAACUGUGCACACGAGGGGCUUAUAUCCUGUUCUACCAGAGGAGAAAUGUCAUCCCACCCUGGUCUGCCAACAGCUCGGUCAGAGGUUCCACCAGCUCCUCGAUGUCAGAUCACUGGCUCAUCCGUUUGAAUGGUGACAGUAAAAGAGGAAGUAUGGUUUCACGGUCUUCUACAACAUGCCCUUCUUCCAUCGCUGACUCCCCAGAGUCACCAGUUUUUAAAAAUGAACCCUCAAUUGAGGAAAGAGGUGGGUUUGAAAGCAGACCUUUUGUGCGAGGAAUCCAAGGUCGUAGUGUAAGCAUGAGAAGUCCCACCAAGACUAAAGUGCUCCCACUGCGAUGGUCUUUUGGAAAUAAAGACCGCCACAAACCUGUGCCGGCUUCUGAGCAGUCUCCUGCAGAACUGGUGGAGUAUUUAGAGUCUGGGAGGAGACCAAGAUGUACCAAAGACCCUAUUGUUUCCCUAAUGACUCGACCUUCAGACAAAGACAACGAUGCAAAAAAAACAGCCAAAUCUUCCAGCCACAGUGGCCUCAGACCUCCAGAAUAUCUGAAAAUACCACAGGGUCAAGAAAGAAGUAGCUCAGAGAAAGCAAUGGGCCAACAACCUGCCAGCAGCAGUAGAUCAAGAGAAGAAGGGACCUUGACCAGACGGAGCAGCAGAAAAUCUAAACCGGACCAAUCACACUCCAGGAAGAGCUCUGGAGCAGGGAUCCAGUCCAGUUGUAGUACUCCAAGUGGCUGGGAAACAGCACAGAAGCAUGAGUCGAGUGACAAGCGUGACCAAUCAGAGGAUAAACAUAAAAAAGGGCAGGAGACUAAACGUCAUGAUGUCUUCGCUUUUCUCAAAGGUGGCUUUAUCAAGAAGGAUUCCCUUCGGAAGUCUCGGGAUAAUGAUUCUGUCAAAAAGGCUGAUUCAGGGGUGAAGAGCCCAUCUGGAGUUUCCCUCUCCAACGGGACACAUAAUAGAAAUCCAGAAGGUAAAGUCAGUACUAUGAACCAUGGUAGCAGGCACGGAAGUGAACUGGCAAAUGGCAAGGUAAGUCGUGGUUCCUCAGACAUCAAACGCUCACAAAGCUCAUCCAAUAUUCAAAGCAAAACUGAUCUAGGCUUAAGAAGAACAGCAUCUUUACACAGAAACGGCACAUCGGUGGCCCAACCACAGAGCGUGACAGGGGACAGGGGCUCUCAGAGCACUUUACAAUGCACACGCUACAGCACAAACUCACUGGGCAGAAAGAAGGCAGUGCCUGAAUCAAGUUUCUAA
Molecule: messenger RNA, 3369 nt
Organism: Danio rerio (zebrafish)
Lineage: Eukaryota; Metazoa; Chordata; Actinopteri; Cypriniformes; Danionidae
Gene: usp43a
Product: ubiquitin specific peptidase 43a
Biological process (GO): ubiquitin-dependent protein catabolic process; protein deubiquitination
Molecular function (GO): cysteine-type deubiquitinase activity
Source: RefSeq, marked validated